This is a messenger RNA of Gigantopelta aegis, 2912 nucleotides long. RefSeq lists its product as uncharacterized. Bases 218 to 2461 code for a protein of 747 amino acids. Gene Ontology annotation, molecular function: protein binding. Lineage: Eukaryota; Metazoa; Mollusca; Gastropoda; Neomphalida; Peltospiridae. The transcript has 2 exons. The record is from RefSeq and is a predicted model, not a curated record.
CGGCGGCAUGUCGAUCGGAGAUUGUGAAACAUAGGUCAAUGUGCACAGCACGUAACCUAUACUAUUCAUUGUGUAAUCACGUGAGUUUCUUGGAAUUCCCAACUUUUCGUUUUAGUAUUAAUGUAUGCGUUACACCCAGUUGUUUUUGUUUAUUUAUUGGGCUAUUUACGGACUUUUCUGUGUUAUAAUCUUCAUUGAUUAAUGCAACAUAAACAUCAUGGAUUAUUCGAAGUUUACCGAUAUAGAACAAAGACUAACAGAUUUUCCAAAUUCCUUUCAACUUGACCAGAUGCAUCUGGUAAAUACCAAACAACGUCGAAGUCUCCUUGACAAGAUGCUGGAACAACGUGAGACGGAAGACAAUGCGAGUCCAAUGGAACAAAACAGGAACGAUAACUUUGCUUCUUUCCUAAUGUUCCUGUUAAAUGAUUAUGAAAAGGCAAUUAAGAAAAAUGCGGACGUCCUCCAGAGAGAUUCCACGAAUAUUGUAGCGCGUGCAAAUCGUGUGCGGUUUUUGUACAAACGCGAUCUACCUACAGCAGAGGAGAAUCUGAAAGAGCUUGAAGAAAUGAAGAAAAGUUCUUCUUAUGCAUGGAUUCACGCAGUGGCGGAGGCGGAAGUAGCGUUCUGUUUGGCUAGUACCUCUCCUCCCUGCUACUUCAGAGCUGUUAAGAUCUACAGAUCAGUCAAUGACAGGUAUCCGACUGAAUAUCUGUGGAAGUUUGGCGAGGCGCUAACCAUAAGACGCGGAAUCACUCUCAACAGCUGUUCAAAGGAACUUUUACGUGACAUUGUUACAAACACAGUUCGCUGUAUCAAACUUUUUAUGGAAAUAGCUCAAAAGGCUGAAAAACCUCUAAAUGCCAAGGCGUGGGUUCAACUUGGAGAAAUAAGUAACUCAGUCAGUAAAGUAUUCCCACCAUUUAACAAAGAUGUGGUAAAAGCGGUGAAGAGUAAGACACACAUUUUACCUGUAGAAGAAUGCUAUGAGUGUGCGCUUAAACUCUGUGAUAAGGACGCAUUUGUCCUUGGAAGAUGUGGCACAUUUUUCCGAAAGAUUGGGCAGCUGGGCAAAUCGAAAACAUUGCUGGAAGAAUCAAUUAAACUUCAAAGAACAAGUUACACACAUCAACAUCUUGCUCUAACACUAAAGAAAAUGGCCGAAAAUAACUCUAGAGGUACCAGACAGUUUAGACCACCAUCAUUAGAUAGGAGCAACAUUCCAGUCUGGUUAAAAUUUGCAAACCAGCAUUUGAAAUUUUCUAAAGACGAUCCAGACAUAAAAUCCGCAAUCGACCACUUAAGUAAAUCAGCUAAAAUAUCCCAAGAGUGUAACAUUUCAGCAAUUCACGAACUGGGCAUUACAUAUCUCCAAUUAGAAGACUACGCAAACGCCGAAGAUACUUUCAAGAAGAUAAUUUACAGUUAUGACACGCCUGGCUCACCAGUAUUCACUAUCAAUGCCUACGAACAGACUGGACUCUGCUGUUUGCAAAAGAGUGAAGAGGCGGGAAUAUCACAGAACAAGAAAGCUGCGUUAAUCAAGAAAGGGAAAUUCUUCCUCACCUCGGCAAUAGAGACUGCUGCAAGAGUUGUUUCUGAAAUCCAAAAUAUUCAUCUGACAGGUUACGAAGACAGCGAUGCAUUCAAAACCAUUGCAGAUAUGUUACAAAGUGAGUACGAUUCCUCAAAGAAAACCACGAAGCUGAAGGAAAUGGCUCGCCUCUACGAGCUCGUUGGUAAGCACAAGGAAUCACUGGAUAUCUGUCAGAAACUAUGUCAAGAUCCAGCUGAAGCUAAGAACGCAGAGAUGUCGAUACGCCUUAUUGAAAACUAUCUUAAACUUAAAGACUACGACAAUGCCAAGCUGUGUGUGAGUCUCCUGCUGUGUACGCAUCAAGCCACAGAUGUUCCUCGUGAUCUCGUGAACCGGGUCUACUUGGAAACAGCGUUGCACAUUCUACAAGAAGGACAUGGACCGCAGAUGGCACACGACUCGUUUAGGAGAGCCUUUGAGUUGAAGUACGGGGCAAAGAAAACACAAGAUGCUGAUGGCUUUGAUGUGAUGAUUCUCUACGAUGAAGGUAACACAGAGACGUUUGAAACCUCACAGAGUAUACAGAAGAUUCUGGACACAUACACAGGGCUCAGCAUCACUAGAAAUCUGGAGGCAGCCUUUGGGGCCAAAACCGAAAUAAGUUCUUACGAACUUCUUAUUGGUAGUGUACAAGUUCUUGUGAUUGUCUUGAACCCGGACCCGCCAGAUAAGCAGUGGAAGUACUGGAUUGAUUUAGCACUAACGAUUGCCAAAGACAGAAAGAACAUGGCGAUCAUCUGCUUAACAACUGGAAGUGACCAUCCUGUCACGGCACUACAGGGUUUUAGAACAGGACGAACACCGGCUGGUGAUAAAGACCACACGUGGCUGUUGGACGUAUUUCGACUUAUGAUUGACCCUUAGUAUGUGAACAACAGCGAAAGUACAAUCUUCAACACCAGAAAAAAUAUGGCGAUCGUCUGCUUAACAACUGGAAGUGACCAUCCUGGCGCAAGGUUCAAACCGUUUAACACAGGAAAAACACCAGUUAACGAUGAAGAUCAUCACACUUGGUUACUUGACGUUUUCCGCUUAUGAUUAGCCCUUGAUAUGUAAGGCGAGUGGAGAAGGUGACAUUGCGACAACCCAGAAAAAAGUCUGGUAAAUGGUCAGUUUACCAACAUGAACGUAAAAGAUCACCAAGAAAUGUUAAACUUCAUCAACGUUUAUUUAUAGCCAAUGGAUUUUAGCAGGUUAAAGGCAUACUGUCACAGAUUUAAGGACCUUAUUUCUCUAAAAAUGGAUAAUAAAUAAAAAUUACAUUAAUUGUUGAAAACCAAAUCUAGCUAUCGCAUCACCUUAACUGAAUUAUGAU